CAGGACCAGGGGCAGGACCUCAAGGCCGGAGGACGCGAAGAAGAAGAAGGCUGGUCCUUCAUUGAAGCUUCGGCAGCGGCGGCGGCGGCGAAGGGCCAAGGAGAAGAAGGAGAAAAAGAAGAAGGGAACGACGCCACCGGCGGAGGAGGCGGGUGGGGGGCGGCAGCGCCCAGGAAGAAGGGGAAUAAGAACACCGACAACCCGAAGAUGCUGGAUCGUCAGGAGGACAGCGUCGUGCAGGAGGAGGUGAUCUGCGUGGGCUGCGGCGGCAGGAUCACCGAGAGGUGGUUCUCGAAGACGCAGGAGGGCGUGUGGCACUCCGACUGCCUCCGCUGCUGGGAGUGCCACCAGCCCUUGGAGGAGAAGUGCUUCGCCAAACACGGACACCUCUACUGCAGGGAGGACUAUUUCCGAAUAUUCGGCUGCGGAAGAUGCGGACGCUGCGGCCUGGACAUAGCGCCCCAAGAGCUGGUCAUGAGAGCGAGACACCACGUUUUUCACCUCCACUGCUUCACCUGCGCAUCGUGCCACGUGCAGCUACACAAAGGCGACCACUUCGGAAUGCGCGACGGCGCCGUCUACUGCCGCCCGCACUACGAACUCAUCCUGCAGUCGGAGGCCGAGAUGGAGACCGUGGGGGUGGCAGCAGGUAUGUCCUACCCUCCCCUCUCCCCUGCUACCCCCAGACUAGCUUACUACAACGGGGUGGGCGCGGCACAGAAGGGACGCCCACGCAAGAGAAAAAUACCGAGCGAUGACAUGCCGCCCCUCACGCCCAUCACGGCUGGCAUGGAGAUGGUGCCGGGCGGCGAAAUCUCCCACCUGGACGGCUACAGGUACGACCAGCAGGGCGGGGGCCAGAACCGCACCAAGCGCAUGCGCACUUCCUUCAAGCACCACCAACUCAGAACCAUGAAGUCCUACUUCAACCUCAACCAGAACCCGGACGCCAAGGACCUCAAGCAGCUGGCGCAGAAGACAGGCCUGUCCAAGAGGGUUCUUCAGGUGUGGUUCCAGAACGCCAGAGCCAAAUGGCGGCGGAACAUGCUGAAGCAGGAGCAGGAACGACACAUAGAGAACAAGAUGAAGGAACCAGCCAGCCUCCUUGGGGACCUCCGCCCCGUCGACGCCAUGGGUCCCGGAAUCACCGACCUCUACUCCAUGUCGUCCGGUGACGAAGGAAGCCAGUCCCUCCAGUUUACCGACAUGUGUCAGUAGGAUCUCUCUCUCGGUAGGAUGCCGGAUGCGCGGAGGAUGAAUUCGUGUAAUCCUCCCCAUCAUUUAUCGACGCAGGUAAUUUAUAAUAAAUAUAUAUAGUACAUACAUGACUCUCCACGGCGACGAAGCGAUGGCGGACGACGAGGUCAUCCAUCCCCGAGGCGGUCCAGGAAAGACGCCUGGAAGUCUGCAAGUCCGCGUUGCUGGAUUUCUCGGGUUUCUUUGUCCAAAGAGUUUUAAAUUUUAAAAAUAAAAUAAAAGUUUGAUGUGGGAUUCAACAUAUAUAAGAUGACGGAAAUUCUGUUUAAGCCUCUUUUGCGUCAAUGGCUCUACGAAGCGUUAGUUUAUCGCAAGUAAAGAUUUUAUUUUAUUUCAAUUUCUUUGUAAAUCUGGAAACGAGCCUGUAAUAGUUUGCUUUUUUCUUUCGAUAUGACAGAGACUAUGACAAGGAUCUAGUCAUUUUUCAAGUGAAACGACGCGUAGAAGUUAUGCGAUUUAUAUUUACAUAUUGGCCUUGAUACAUAUGUGCAACACCAGUGUGCAUGUGUUUACUUAAUUAUAUAUUGAUAAAAAUG
Molecule: messenger RNA, 1793 nt
Organism: Macrobrachium nipponense
Lineage: Eukaryota; Metazoa; Arthropoda; Malacostraca; Decapoda; Palaemonidae
Product: LIM/homeobox protein Lhx9-like
Exons: 5
Coding region: 208-1218 (336 amino acids)
Biological process (GO): neuron differentiation; regulation of transcription by RNA polymerase II
Cellular component (GO): nucleus
Molecular function (GO): DNA-binding transcription factor activity, RNA polymerase II-specific; RNA polymerase II transcription regulatory region sequence-specific DNA binding
Source: RefSeq, a predicted model, not a curated record